Molecule: messenger RNA, 5278 nt
Organism: Oncorhynchus nerka (sockeye salmon)
Lineage: Eukaryota; Metazoa; Chordata; Actinopteri; Salmoniformes; Salmonidae
Product: ankyrin repeat domain-containing protein SOWAHB
Exons: 11
Coding region: 107-1300 (397 amino acids)
Molecular function (GO): protein binding
Source: RefSeq, a predicted model, not a curated record
UUUCUCAAAUUAGCCAGGAUACGCUACAAUGUCAUAGCAGCAAGAUCAUAAGAAUUCUAAAAGAAACCUGAUUUUAUCAUAGAACACGAGCAUUGAUAUAUCGAUAAUGGGCGAUGUAAGUGAAGAAUCGUUGUUGGAUUAUUUCUACUCAGCCGGAGGGAAAGUAAAAAAUUCAGAUUUAAUGAAAACAUACAAGCCUUUUAUUGGUCACAAGGACAUGGAGCUGCGUGCCAAAUACAGAGAGGAGUUCAAACAGAUCAUCGACAGGAUUGCUGUUGUGAAAUCAGAGAAUGGUGAGAAGUACCUAGUUCUGAAGAAGAGAUACCGGCAGCAGAAGCAGGACAGUGAGACAGAACCUGGGACAGACAGACAGGCCAGCCCUGCCAGGCCAUCGGCCUCAGCCCAGUGGGAUGGGUCAGGGGUCUCGUCUCUCUCCAGUGCCCAGAUGGAACCAGACCUCCAGCCUGAACCGGCCAAGCGGGCAGAGGAGAGGAAGCCUUCCCGGGUGACGUGGUGUGGAAGAGGCCCCAGCAUUACUGUCACAGAUGCACCCGAGCAGGAGCACAUGCAAGAGGAUCAGCACACUGAGAGAAAACCCUCACCGUCUGUUUCAGAGGAACCCCUUGUGCACAGCAAAGUGGAGAAUGAGCCAGACAGAGACUCAGGGUCAAAGUCAGAGUCCGAAGAGCAGGAAGAGGAGUGUACGGGCAGUAUGGGCUCCACCCCAGUGGCUCUGGACCCUGUGGAGAAGGAAUGGAUCUACUCUGCUGCAUGUGGCUGUCUCUCUGACCUCGCCCAGCUGCUACAACAGGAGCCCUCCCUGGCCAACAAGAAGGUCUGGGUGCCAUUUACAGCUCUACACUGGGCAGCCAAACAUGGCAAAGAGGACAUGGCUGCCAUGAUGGCCAAUGCAGGGGCUGACGUCAACACUAAAUCUGGCUAUACACCCCUGCAUAUUGCAGCAUUGCAUGGCCAUCGAAACAUUUUGGAGCUGCUCAUUGGAACAUAUGAUGCGAAGGAGAACCUCCGGGACUACAGUGGCCAUCUUGCAUGCCAGUACCUGAACAUCAGGGAGCCUACAGAGGAUGACAGAGCAGCUCCAGAGGAGAUACAAUUCCCUGAGUUCCAUAUGGCCCAGGCCAGAGACCGCAGCAGGAACAGGAAGUUGACCUCGUUGUUCCAGUCCAAGAAGAAGUGGGGCUCAGCGGAGGAGCUAGCCCCUGUAGAGGAGGAAAAGGUGGCACUUGCACCGCAUCAACUCAUCGUCCCCGCAUUCAGACCCAGAAAAUUCUCACGCUGAGAAAGUAGGUAACCAAAUGCCCCAACAUGCAUUGAUGACAUAAGUGCAUGUUCAGUCAGUGUAUGUUUAUUUGAAUUUGAAUAUAUGCUUUUAUGGUAUGUAUGCUUGUGUGUCUCGUGCCUUCAGAAAGUAUUCAGACCCCUAAUCGAUUUUCCCCCUAAUCAUCUACACACAAUACACCAUAAUGACAAAGCAAAAACAGGUUUUAAAAAAUGUUGCUAAUUUUUUAUUUUUUAAAAACAUCACAUUUACAUAAGUAUUGAGACUCUUUACUCAGUACUUUGUUGAAGCACCUCUAGCAUCGAUUAUUCUUGGGGAUGACGCUACAAGUUUGGCACACCUGUAUUUGGGGUGUUUCUCCCAUUCUUCUCUGCAGAUCCUCUCAAGCUCUGUCAAGUUGGACGGGGAGAGUUGCUGCACAGCAAUAUUCAGGUCUCUCCAGAGAUGUGUGAUCGAUCGGGUUAAAGUCUGAGCUCUGGCUGGGCCACUCAAGGACAUUCAGAGACUUGUCCUGAAGCCACUCCUGCAUUGACUUAGCUGUGUGCUUGGGGUCAUUGUCCUGUUGGAAGGUGAACCUUCGCCCCAGUCUGAGGUCCUGAGCGCUUUGUAGCAGGUUUUCAUCAAGGAUCUCUCUGUACUUUGCUCCGUUCAUCUUUACCUUGAUCCUGACUUGUCUCCUAGUGCCCACUGCUGAAAAAUAUCCCCACAGCAGGAUGCUGCCACCACCAUGCUUCACCAUAGGGAUGGUGCCAGGUUUCCUCCAGAUGUGACGCUUGGCAUUCAGGUUAAAGAGUUCAAUCUUGGUUUCAUCAGACCAGAGAAUCUUGUUUCUCAUGGUCUGAGAGUAUUUAGGUGCCUUUUGGCAAACUCAAAGUGGGCAGUCAUGUGCUUUUUACUGAGGAGUGGCUUCCAUCCGGCAACUCUACCAUGAAGGCCUGAUUGGUGGAGUGCUGCAGAGAUUGUUAUCCUUCUGGACGAUUCUUCACAGAGGAACUCUGGAGCUCUGUCAGAUUGACCAUCAGGUUCUUGGUCACCUCCCUGACCAAGGCCCUUCUUCCCCGAUCGCUCAGUUUGGCUGGGCGGCCAGCUCUAGGAAGAGUCUUGUGGUUCUAAACAUCUUCCAUUUAAGAAUGUUGGAAGCCACUGUUCUUGGGGACCUUCAAUGCUGCAGACCUUUUUUGGUACUCUUCCCCUUUUUUGGUACUCUGUGCCUCGACACAAUCCUGUCUCUGAGCUCUACAGACAAUUCCUUUGACCUCAUGGCUUGGUUCUUGCGCCGACAUGCACUGUCAACUGUGGGACUUUAUAUUGACAAGUGUGUGCCUUUCAAAUCAUGUCCAAUCAAUUGAAUUUACCACAGGUGGACUACAAUCAAGUUGUAGAAACAUCUCAAGGAUGAUCAAUGGAACAGGAUGCACCUGAACUAAAUUUCGAGUCUCAUAGCAAAGGGGCUGAAUACUUAUGUACAGAUGAAGUCGGAAGUUUACAUACACCUUAGCCAAAUACAUUUAAUCUCAGUUUUUCACAAUUCCUGACAUUUAAUAAUAGUAAAAAUGCACUGUUUUAGGUCAGUUAGGAUCACCACUUUAUUUUAAGAAUGUGAAAUGUCAGAAUAAUAGUAGAGAGAAGGAUUUAUUUCAGCUUUUAUCUCUUUCAUCGAAUUCCCAGUGGGUCAGAAGUUUACAUACACUCAAUUAGUAUUUCGUAGCAUUACCUUUAAAUUGUUUAACUUGGGUCAAAUGUUUCGGGUAGCCUUCCACAAGCUUCCCACAAUAAGUUGGGUGAAUUUUGUCCCAUUCCUCCUGACAGAGCUGGGGUAACGGAGUCAGGUUUGUAGGCCUCCUUGCUCGCACACGCUUUUUCAGUUCUGCCCACAAAUUUUCUAUAGUAUUGAGGUCAGGGCUUUGUGAUGGCCACUCCAAUACCUUGACUUUGUUGUCCUUAAGCCAUUUUGCCACCACAACUUUGGAAGUAUGCUUGGGUUUAUUGUCCAUAAUAAUGGGAAGACCCAUUUGCGAUCAAGCUCUAACUUCAUUACUGAUGUCUUGAGAUUUUGCUUCAAUAUAUCCACAUAAUUUUCCUACCUCAUGAUGCCAUCUAUUUUGUGAAGUGCACCAGUCCCUCUUGCAGCAAAGCACCCCCACAACAUGAUGCUGCCACCCUCGUGUUUCACGGUUGGGAUGGUGUUCUUCGGCUUGCAAGCCUCCCCCUUUUUCCACCAAACAUAACAAUGGUCAUUAUGGUCAAACAGUUCUAUUUUUGUUUCAUCAGACCAGAAAACAUUUCUCCCAAAAGUAUGAUCUUUGUCCCAAUGUGCAGUUGCAAACCGUAGUCUGGCUUUUUUAUGGCGGUUUUGUAGCAGAGCCUUCUUCCUUACUGAGCGGCCUCUCAGAUUAUGUAGAUAUAGGACUCGGUUUACUGUGGAUAAAUGUACUUUUAUACCCGUUUCCUCCAGCAUCUUCACAAGGUCCUUUGCUGUUGUUCUGGGAUUGAUUUGCACUUUUCGCACCAAAGUACAUUCAUCUCUAGGAGACAGAACAUGUCUCAUUCCUGAGCGGUAUGACGUCUGCGUGGUCCCAUGGUGUUUAUACUUGCGUACUAUUGUUUGUACAGAUGAACAUGGUACCUUCAGGUGUUUGGAAAUUGCUCCCAAGGAUGAGCCAGACUUGUGGAGGUCUACAAUUUUUUCCUGAGGUCUUGGCUGAUUUCUUUUGAUUUCCCCAUGAUGUCAAGCAAAGAGGCACUGAGUUUGAAGGUCGGCCUUGAAAUACAUCCACAUGUACACCUUCAAUUGACUCAAAUUAUGUCAGUUAGCCUAUCAGAAGCUUCUAACGCUAUGACAUAAUUUUCUGGAAUUUUCCAAGCUGUUUGAAGGCACAGUCAACUUUGUGUAUGUAAACUUCUGACCCCAUGGAAUUGUGAUACAGUGAAUUAUAAGUGAAAUAAUCUGUCUGUAAACAAAUUGUUGGAAAAAUGACUUGUCAUGCACAAAGUAGAUGUCCUAACCGACUUGCCAAAACCAUUGUUUGUUAAGGUUAACAUGAAAUUUGUGGAGUGGUUGAACAUUUGUUUUAAUGACUCCAACCUAAGUGUAUGUAAACGUCCGACUUCAACUGUAAAUACCUAUUUACGUAAUUAUUAUUUUUUUCAUUUUUCAAAAACCUGUUUUUGCUUUGUCAUUUGGGAUAUUGUGUGUAGAUUGCUGAACAUUUUUAUUUAUUGAAUCCAUUUUAGAAUAAGGCUGUAAUGUAACAAAAUGUGAAAAAGUAAAGUGGUCUGAAUACUUUCUGAAGGCACUGUAUGUAUGCUUUUAUGGCAUAGAGAGCUCUAACUAUUGACCUGUUUUUUUGUUUGUUUAUCGCUUUGAUUGUAUUGUAGCAAUCUUCAAACAUUAUUUGAUUGUCAUUUUAUUCAAUUUAAGUCUCAUUUUAUUGUAGAGAGAAAAAUGUUACAAAAACUUUACAUAUGGAGCUAUUUUGCAUUCUGCAUUGAUUUUUGUCUUGUUCUUUCAAUUUAGUCUGUAUUUGAAUUUUACUUGCCUUUUUCUCACACCGUGUUUAAUUAUGAAAGCGAACAAGCAGGUGGAAUGCAAACAUUAUUUCUCGUUGCGAGGGCUGAUGUGACAUUCCAGAUUUGAAGUGCCAUGUUUAUAUGUUGAUUGCUUUCUGUUGUCCGUUGGUUAAUAAGGGAUGUUGUUUUGUAUAAGUUCACCCUCAGUAUUUACAUUGUAUUUCUAUUGAAGGUCAAAACAAUAACAGAUUAUUGGCAUAGAAUAGUCAGUUCACAAUGAAGUGGCUGUCUUAUAAGAUUUUGAAACAAGAGUUAAUUGAUGUGCCAUGACUUUUCAUUGUGUGUUUUUUCUCAAGUUGUCAGUAUUGCCUCAGUCUGAACAUGCUUCUGAUCAAGCUUGUUUUGUUUUGCACAUUAUUUAUAUUUUAGUAAAUAUUUUGAUAUUAAACUGCCAUUUUGUGCUACAAA